AUGGAGGUCCAACUCUACGUCUAUGACCUUUCACGGGGGAUGGCACGGCAGUAUUCCAAGAUGAUCACCGGGGUCCAGAUCGAUGCAAUCUAUCACACGGCAAUUGUCUUCAAUAAUGUCGAGUACUUCUUCGGUCAGGGGAUUCACAGGAAAAUCCCGGGCUCAACGCACCAUGGUCAACCCAUGAAGAUUGUAAACAUGGGUAAGACAGACCUGCCCGUGGACGUCGUGGAGGAAUACAUCGAGUCCCUCGCAGAGAUUUACACUCCGGAGUCGUACGACCUAUUCCUGCACAAUUGCAACAACUUUACGCAAGACCUCGCCAUGUUCCUUGUGGGCGAGAGCAUUCCAGACGAGAUCAAGAAUCUGCCCGAAACGUUUUUGAGGACGCCCAUGGGCCAGAUGCUUCGCGGUCAACUCGAUCAGUCCAUGCGCACAAUGACUCAAGCCCCUGAUGCAGUGUCCGGCGAAAAUGCCACGAGAAGAAGAUCAAUCUCGAAACCGGCAUCUCAGGCGAUGCGGAACGGGGACUAUCCUCCCUCAAUUGCCAACGGGUCCGCGCAAAAAGCGAUCGUACCCGUAGCGAUCAUCAAUGCCCAACCGCCACCAGACGCGCCAGGUCACGUCCACAACAUUACAAGUCUCUCGGAACUCGGCAAACUUCUCUCGUCUGCCUCUCAGUCGUGCGCAGUCAUCUUCUUCACCUCCGCAACCUGUCCACCCUGCAAAAUCUGCUACCCAACAUAUGAUGAGUUGGCUGCCGCAGCAGGCACUUCUUCUGGCGCAAAGCUGAUCAAAAUAGACAUAUCAGCAUCGCCAUCUGCCUACGCCGUUGCCCAGCGGUACGGCGUCCGCGCUACACCUACAUUCAUCACUUUCCUAAAGGGACAGAAGCAGGACGAAUGGGCCGGGGCGGAUCCAACUCGGUUGAGGGGAAAUGUCCGGCUGUUGUUACAAAUGGCCAAGCCACCACAACACCAGCACGCAAAGUUGAGGCUGCCGACCUUCCAGCGGAUCAUCGAGAGACCAACACUCUACACCAAGACACCGCCGUUGGAGAAAUUGCUCGCCAAGCUUGGGGCGUCCUUUUCGCAAGACAAGUCUGUGCAAGCUCUUGUGGAGUUCAUCAAGACGCGAGAUGCAAAGGGCGCGACCGAAGCUGCGCUGCUCAACAUACAUGAUUUCACCACCUACGUCAAGUCCAAGUCUGGCGACCUGCCGCAGGGGUCGCACUUCGCGCUCAUUGAUCUUGUUCGCAUCGCCGCGAGCGACUCGCGUGUGGCUAGUUUCCUCGUCACGGAGCACGAGUGCUCGACGCUCUCGACGCUACUGGGAUCCGCCCAGGACAGCGACUUCACGAACGCACCCUACAAUAUCCAGUCCGUUAGCCUGCAACUUGCAUGCAACCUGUUUUCUUCCAAUGUCUUCCAGGAGCAACUCUUUCGGUCCGAUUCAGAUGCAUCUCACCGUGAUAUCCCAGCCCUGAAGGAGAAGAUUGAAUUGCUUGCGGCGCAAUGUCUUCUCAGCCCGCAUUUGAAUGCCAGAGCCAUGGCUGCGGCGUUGGUGUACAAUCUAGCGAGUUAUAGGCACAACGCACGAAUGCAUGCUCAGACGAAUCCCAGCAGCCAGGAUUCUGAGAGCGAGACGGCCGUAAGCGAUGACCUAGCAGCUGCUCUGGUCGAGAGCAUCACGUCCUUGUCGUCGCUUUCUCCACCAACAUCGUCGUCUGCGGGAAAUCUUAAAGACACUCUGCAUGCUCUGCUCCUAGCACUGGGUAUGCUUCUAUACGCUGCCCCUGCGGACGAUAUGCUCUGGGAUCUAUGCCGAGCCAUGGAUCUCAGCGAUACCUUGACACAGCUGGGGGAGAGCGCCGAACUCAAAGCCGAGCCGCUACUCAACGAGGUGUGCGAGGAGUUAUUGGGCAAGGGAGGUUUUUGA
Cladophialophora yegresii CBS 114405 is the source of this 1938-nucleotide messenger RNA. RefSeq lists its product as uncharacterized. Bases 1 to 1938 code for a protein of 645 amino acids. Gene Ontology annotation, biological process: protein modification by small protein removal. The transcript has a single exon. Lineage: Eukaryota; Fungi; Ascomycota; Eurotiomycetes; Chaetothyriales; Herpotrichiellaceae. Gene Ontology annotation, molecular function: peptidase activity. The record is from RefSeq and is a predicted model, not a curated record.